AUGUUGCCCCAAAACGAUCCCAUCAACGGCGCCACUAUGAUUGGCAAUGAUACCAGCGCAUUGCUUUCUCUUACAGAAACAAAUGCUCAGGCCCAAACCAAUGCUCAUUUUGUCCCCUAUGACCUCUACAGUGCCAUUCAGUAUCCUUGGUGGUGUCUCAACUUCUUCUUGGCCUUCUGGCUUGUCUCCAAUCUAGCCAGCACACUUCUGCAUCGCUUCCCAAACAAAAACCUCCGUACCUCCUUCAAGAAGCUUGACUCUGACAAGCAAAACAAUGUCAUCAUCUACAUCAUGCAAUUCCUUGGAACCAGUGUGGCGCUGGCAGCCCAGCUUUAUGGUUCUGUGGAUCUCAUCUUUCAGUGGCAAGAAACCACCUCGGCAGCCCGUAUGGAGAGCUUGAACCUUGCAAUCAUUCUUGUUGCAGUGUUGUACAUCUGGGAGCUUAUCUUUAGGAAGAAGAUUGGACUCCCUCUUUUGGUUCACCACCUUGUCACGAUCCUUCUUAUCCAGCUUUCCUCGGCCUCCUUCUAUGACACCCAUGACAUCCUUUACAUUCGAUUUGCCACCUUGUUGGGCUUCCAUGCCACUGUUGAGCAGCUCACCUUCCUAGCACUCUUCCUCUUCCGCCUCAACAUCUGUCAAAGGUGGCAAGCUUUUUGGUUCUAUUUUUCUGCUGCCCAGUCCCUGUUGUGCAAGACUGCUGUCACUGUUGCAGGUGGCAUCUACUUUGUCCAGCUUGUCAUUGAGGAGCGGUUGUCCAUUUGGAAUGGCAACUGGGGGGUGUUUUGGACCAUCUUUUUCAUGUUUCUUCUGGCUUGUCUGUAUGGUGCUCAAGUGUUUGCUUGCUUGAUCCUCUACAAGCUAGGAAAGCGCUGCUCUCACAGUUCUGUCUCCGAGACUGUCCCCCCUUCAAAGGAAACACAAGAGUUUUCAGAUGUCGACCUUGAAGAUGAGCCUCUAGAGUAUGAUGUUCCUGUUGAUAUGGGCGACUUUUCUGGAAAGGACUUGGAAGGCAGGAAGAGUGGUGUCAUGACUGCAGCAAGCAGUGGCUUUACGUCGCUCGGUGGGGACACCGCGGAGGAUUCCAUGGAUGAUUUCAGUGACGAUGAUGAGUUUGAUGUCUAA
Molecule: messenger RNA, 1125 nt
Organism: Seminavis robusta
Lineage: Eukaryota; Bacillariophyta; Bacillariophyceae; Naviculales; Naviculaceae
Source: the annotation of a GenBank genome assembly